Molecule: messenger RNA, 2049 nt
Organism: Polychytrium aggregatum
Lineage: Eukaryota; Fungi; Chytridiomycota; Chytridiomycetes; Polychytriales
Exons: 6
Coding region: 219-1916 (565 amino acids)
Biological process (GO): protein ubiquitination
Molecular function (GO): ubiquitin protein ligase activity
Source: RefSeq, a predicted model, not a curated record
CCUGCAUAUUUUCCGAACGUCGUCUCGGGCAGCUUUUGCACCCUCUGCCUCGCUUCUUGUCGCCCGCACCGUCGACAAGCUGUGUUGUCUGCAUCGACGUUUUGUGCUGCGGAUACCGCCCGUCUGCGCGAUCGGCUCUGACGUUAUCGCCUGCGUUCUCUCACGCCGGACUCCACCCAGCUUCUCGAAUCCCACGACACGCGGACCAACAAAGCCUCAUGGGCCAGCAGCUCUCCCGGAUCUUCGAUCGCGGCUCGCAGAGAAACGCAGCCGCUCCCCCACCGCCUUCGUCGCUGCAGGCGCUGGUCGAGGCAUCGGGCCUGUACUUUGGGCCGUACUUUGUCACCAGCCCGCCCGCACAAGCGAAUGCCCCCAAUAACCCGCUGGAUGCCCUUGCCAGCGGGUUGGCGUCGCUGACGACCGAGAACGCCCCAAAUCGCAACCCACUCGCGGGAACCGGCGUCGUCAACCAAGCCGACAUGCUGUGGGCCGAAAUCUGGGGCGCUUUGAACACGCGCAGCGACGGCUCGGCGUCGGCAUCGGCUCCUCCCGCGCAGGGCUUGGCCGAACCUCAGGCACAGGCGCCGGGGCCGCCUCAGCCUAUGCAAACGAUGGACGAUCUCAUGGCGAGGCUCGGAAAUGUCUAUCGAAAUCCAGCCAACAUCCAUCAAAUCACGACGCUGCAGUCCAAGGUGCAUAUCAAGAAGAGCACCAUCCGCCUUGUGCGGGUCGAUCCCGAGGGAUACUUUAAUCUCGAGUUUUCCUUUGAUGCAGCCGUGGCGGUCAAGGCCACGAUCCAUUGGAUGGCCGAGGAGGUGAUUGCAAUGAAGGUGCCAGGGCAGAGGAGCAUCACAUUCAAGCCCUUGGCAGACCGUGGCAAGGACGUUCUGACGACAUACUCGUACCCGGCAAAGCUGGCGCAGACCUUCCAGCAGCCCGGCGAGCGUUUCUAUCCCAAGAACUACAGCAAGGACCUGUGGUACUCAGGAUCGGACGAACCCGAGCUCAACAUGCCUGCGGCAACGCCAGAGGACCCACAGAAGCUUGCCGAGGUCCCGCAGCUUCCCAGCAUCCCUCCCGCGGCCGAAGACUCGAAAAAGGCCGCCAAAGUCGAAACCCCGAUCAACUUUUUCCCGCUUGUGAUUGUGCUGGAGGCGGUCGAGAGUACCUACGGCGUCCAGGCAGCUGGCAUGAACUCGGAGAUCACCUACGCUACGCUGAUUGAGAAAAGCGACGCCUUUGAGGUCAAGGUCAUGAAGCAAAAGGCAUUGAUCGACGGCGUGUACUACAUUCUACAAGAUAUCUAUGGCUUCACGGAAGGAGGCAAGGACGAACUGACGAAAGAGGACCUACAGUCGCAGCGAGAAUGCGUCAUCUGCAUGUCGGAGCCCAAGGACACUACCGUCUUGCCAUGUCGCCACCUGUGCUUGUGCCACGAGUGUGCCGACGUCCUUCGUCUGCAGGGCCGCGGAACCACGGCCGAAGCAAGACGCCAGGGGGCCCCAAGGUGUCCAAUCUGUCGCCAGGUCUUCCAUUCGCUGCUGCAAGUCACUCUUCCCAAGCCCUUUGCAUCUGAGGCGACUCGUCGUGAUGCAGCAUCGAUCAAGAGCAGACAUUCGCUCAUAAUGGCAACUGUGAGCCGACUCAACCUGGAGACGGACGCUGCAGCAAUGGGGGCACGCGACGCGAGCCAGAUAUCUCUAUCGCAGCAGCCAUAUGAUCUGGAGCGAGGAUUGCCGUUGGGAUCGGGAGACUCGGCCACAGAAGCCCCAAGUACCGUUAUGAGACAGGGCUCGAACAUCGGAAGCUCCAAUCACUCCGAGUCAGCACGCAUGGCUCGUGCGCGAGUAUACAGUGCCGGGGCUGCUUCUUCGGCUACAGGCGCGGGUGCCCCAGGAGGCGGAUCUCCUUUCUGAGUUGGCCGAAGGAGGCCGUAGGGUUUACGAUGCACGAUUGUGUCUGGGAAACGAACAGGUGAGGGUGGAAGAGGACGGAGCGAGUGGUGAGCGUUUAUCGCGUAGUAGAAUAUAGAUUCCAGGGGUUUGAAGC